AUGUUGGCGCGGGCGCGGCCGCCCGCGGCGCCGCCGCGCGCCCAGACGGCCUCGGCGACGCUGACCCGGUCUACGUUCAGGCCUCCGGGGACGUCGAGGCCGCCAGCCGCCGUGCGCGUCGCCGGGGCGCCGCUGCCCUCGGCCCCGGACGCGCCCGCUCGGCGCGCGGCGGCUCAGGCGAGGGGCCCGCGGCGGCGUCCUGCCGCGGCGAGCCCGCCAGCGAAGAAGCGGCGUCGGGUGGCGGCGACUGCGGCGGCGGCGGCGCGCCGGCGCUCCGCGGCCGUGCAGCUGCCGGGCCUGAGCGUGCUGGAGACGGGAUCGAUCACGGCGGCGACGCGGGCGCAGUACGUGGAAGCUUUCGACGGCUUCCAGGCUUGGAUGGCAGAGCGGGGCGUGCAGCCCACGACGCUGGACGACUACGACGAGCAGCUGGUCCUCCGCCUGGACGAGCUCUACCUGGACGGCGAGGGGAUCGGGGCCGGGCAGAAGCUCUUCGCGUCGGUGCUCUUCUUCCUGGGGCUGACGAAGGCGGCGGGCUCGCCGAUGGCGCGAGCGCGGCGGGCGCUGCGCGGGUUCCGUCGGUUGGCGCCGCCCACCUCGCGGCUCCCGCUCCCCUUCGAGUUGCCGGCCGCGCUGGUAAACUACCUCGUGAGCGUCUCGAAGCUCGAGGCGGCGCUCGUGCUGUGGCUGAGCUUCGAGCUGUACCUGCGCCCAAGCGAGCCGUACCACAUCCGGGCCACCGACGUGGUUCGCCCGGCUCGCGGCCGCCUGGGGCACGACAGCUGGAGCGUGACUCUGCACGCCGCCGAGACGGAGGUGCUCUCGAAGACCGCCGAGUACGACGAGGCGCUGAAGCUGGACCUGCCGCGGCAGGAGCUGCUGGGCCCGGCGCUGGAGGCCUCAGUGACCGCGCGGCUCGGCCCCGACUGGCGGAGGCCUCGCCCCGCGGCGGCGCGCGGCGCCGCCGCGGGCGGCCGCGCGAGCGGCGCGGCCCCGGAGCCUCUGCUGUUCGCGAUCACGCAGCGCGAGGUCUCGAGCGCCCUCUCGGCCGCCGCCAAGGCCCUCGGGAUCGAGAAGUUCCUGCCCGGCCUGCACCCUUACAUGCUCAGGCACGGGGGCGCGUCUCACGACUACGGCAGCAAGGCCAGGUCCCUCGUCGACGUCCAGCGCAGAGGCCGGUGGCAGUCGUGGCAUUCGGUCCGCCGAUACGAGAAAGGCGCUCGCCUGUCGCAGGUGCUGCAGAUGGUGCCCGCUGCGAUGCAGGUGUUCAGCGGCUCCGGGCGCCUGGGACGGGCGGUCGCCGCUGAAGGGCUGCCCGUCCUGCUUUGGGACAUCUGCCUGGGCCCCGAGUAUGACCUGCUGAGCCCGCAGAAGCGUGGGCUGAUUCGGUCCUGGGUUCGAAGCGGGCUCGUAAUUGGCAUCCACAUCGGGACGCCCUGCAACACGUGGAGCCGCGCGCGGGACAUCCCGCCCGGACCGAUGCCGCUGCGAAGUGACGCUUUCCCUCUUGGCCUUCCCGACUUGAGCGUGAAAGAUCAGGCCAAGGUUGAUGCAGGCAACGUUUUCAUGAUUUUCAGCGCUGGCCUCAUGCACGAGGCCAUCAGGGCCAACAUCCCAGCUAGUAAUGAGAAUCCCCAGACGAGCCGACUUUGGCUCGCCCCUCCUUUCGUCCGCCUGCUGCGCUCGUCGGCCGUCACUUUCACUGUCACGCACUUCUGUCAGUGGGGAGCGCCGUUGCGAAAAGCCACGGCUUUCGCCACAGUCAACCUCGAUAUGAGUCGCAUCGGUCGUGCGCUGUGCAAGUCGUCCAAGAGAGGAAUUUGUUCCCGCACUGGCUUGCCGCACGCCCAGCUGCAUGGAAAAGACGUGGAGCGCGUCUUUAAAACCAAGCUGGCCGAGGCUUACCCUCAGCGUUUGUGCAACGCCCUCGCCCAAGCCUAUAGUAAUGCCGUAAUAUCUCACAGGGCGCCUCGGCGUGCGGCCACCUCGGCGCCGCACGUUGGCGGAGCCCCGCCGGCGCGCGGCGCCCACGCUCUCUGGGCAGCGGGCGGGGCCUCGGCGGGCCCGGCCGGCGCGCGGGGCGCCCGCGACGCGGCCGCGGGCGGGUCCGUGCCCAGCCCGGUGCAGGCGUUCGCGCCGGCGGCCCCGCCCUUGGGGGAGGAGAAGGUGGUCUCUCGGCGCGACGCCCGCGGACUCGCCCUGUCCCGACAGGACGCGGCCGCGGCCGCCGGUGUGGAUGCCCGCGCAGCGGCGAGGAGCCCGGCCCUCGCGGACGCGCCGCUGUCCGCCAGCGGCCGUGCCCAGGCGGUGCGGCUGGGGGCGCGCCUGAGGGGCGCGGGGGUGCAGGUGGUCGCCGCAUCGCCCCUCCGCCGCGCGUACCAGAGCGCGCGGCUGGUCUUCCCAGAGGUGCAGCUCUGCCUGCUGGAGUGUCUUCGCGAGCGCCGCACUGGGUCCCCCAGCGACAUGCGCGGCCCCAGGGCGGAGAUCGCCGCUGCGCUGGGGGGUCCGCGGACCAGGCUGGACCUGUCUGGCCUCGACGGCGAGGCGGACCCCGCGCCGCCCGGCGAGCGCGAGCCCCGCGCCGCGGGCCUCGAAAGGGCGCGGCGCGCGGUGGCGUGGCUGCUGGCGCGCCCGGAGCACACGCUGGCGGUGGUCAGCCACGCCCUGCUCCUGGAGGACGUCUUCAGCCCGCGCUGCGGCGUGCUCCGGCUGCAGGGCCCGGGCCCGGCGCCGGCGCCCAUCAACGGCGCCGCCGCGCCUCUGGGGCCGCAACUGCGAAGUCCACGCCUGUGCGUUGAGGGGCGGCGGCGGCGCUCCGGGCCAGCCCUGCGCCGUGGGCCGGUGGUUGCCCCUGGAGCGCGUGCUGAAAGGCGUGCUCAUCCACAACCACAAUGA
Molecule: messenger RNA, 2895 nt
Organism: Prorocentrum cordatum
Lineage: Eukaryota; Dinophyceae; Prorocentrales; Prorocentraceae
Source: the annotation of a GenBank genome assembly